GGAUAUGGAUACCAAACCUCUCCUGACAGCCGAUCUUGGAGCGAAGCCUCCACCUGUUGUCCCAAAGGGUCAUUUCAGGAUGCAUGACUUCCCCGAACUCCUUUCAGAGUCCUACUUAGCUAGCAGGGGUUGAAUUUUAUUUCUUCCACUGGGAUGGUUCCCGCGUUGUUUGCUACCACUCCCAAAGUCCAGUCUUAUUUCGGGAAGGUUUUCCCCCUUCUCUUCCCUUCCAAAAAAAUUAAUGUAAGGAUUUCUUUCGCUGCUGCAAUCGAAGGGUCUCAAACAGCAUCCUAGUGGAUACAACUUGGGAUGUGAAGACCUGAAGAAAUACAGUCUGUCUAGUUUUUGAGACCAAGACUGUAGAUAUCCCUGCCACCUUGGGCUCAGAGGAUGGCAAGCAAAGAGAGGUUCCCAGAAGUGACUGAUCUAUGAAAUGGCAGAGAAUGGAACAGAUUGUGACCAGAGGCACAUAAAAAUGGGCAAAGAACAGCACAAUGGAAACUUUACAGAACCCUUUUCACUGAGUGAACAGAAGCAAAAAGAGCGAGAAGAGCGCCAGGGCAUCGUUCUCUGGAGGAAGCCCCUUGUUACCUUGCAGUAUUUUUUCCUGGAAACGUUAAUAAACUUGAAAGAAUGGACCAUAAAGCUAUGGCAUCGGCGAAGUAUCGUGGUGUCUCUUUUACUACUGCUAGCAGUACUUACGUCUGCGUAUUAUAUUGAGGGAGCACAUCAACAGUAUGUGCUAUAUAUGGAGAAGAAGUUCUUAUGGUGUGCCUACUGGGUAGGCUUAGGCAUUCUGUCUUCGGUUGGACUUGGAACCGGUCUUCAUACGUUUCUGCUUUACUUGGGUCCACACAUAGCAUCAGUGACACUGGCUGCUUAUGAAUGUAACUCUGUGGAUUUCCCCGAACCGCCCUAUCCUGACCAUAUUAUCUGCCCCGAUGAAGAGGGAGUCGAAGGAUCGAUUUCUUUGUGGACCAUCAUCUCGAAAGUCAGGCUGGAGGCCUGCAUGUGGGGUGCUGGUACAGCCAUUGGAGAGCUGCCUCCAUACUUUAUGGCCAGAGCGGCCCGUCUCUCUGGAGCGGAGCCUGACGAUGAAGAAUAUCAAGAAUUCGAGGAGAUGCUGGAACAUGCGCAAGCUGCACAAGACUUUGCCUCACGUGCCAAGCUGGCAGUCCAGAACCUUGUUCAGAAAGUUGGGUUUUUUGGCAUCCUGGCAUGCGCUUCAAUUCCAAACCCUCUCUUCGACUUGGCGGGAAUAACAUGCGGUCACUUCCUGGUUCCCUUUUGGACUUUCUUCGGUGCCACCCUGAUUGGAAAAGCAAUAAUCAAGAUGCACAUCCAGAAACUUUUUGUGAUCAUUACAUUCAGCAAACACAUAGUGGAGCAGAUGGUGUCUUUAAUCGGUGCUGUCCCCAGCGUAGGUCCGUCCCUUCAGAAGCCCUUUCAAGAAUAUUUGGAAGCUCAGCGGAUGAAGCUCCACCAUCGAGCAGAUGGAGCUCCCCAGGGUGAAAACUGGCUCUCUUGGACUUUUGAAAAGUUGGUCAUUGUCAUGGUGUGCUAUUUCAUCUUGUCCAUUAUCAACUCCAUGGCCCAGAGUUACGCCAAGCGCCUCCAGCAGCAGACGUAUUCGGAGGAGAAAACCAAAUGAGUUUAACGGAGGAGGGGAAAGGGGGAGACGGACCCCAGUUUUCAUUGGGAUGACCAGCUUUGCAUUACAAACACACACACAAAAAAUGGCAUUAUUUGAACAAGUGGGAGGGAAGGGAGGGACGGGAGGUGUUUCUUGCCCUUUGGAUUCCUACGGUCAUUUUUAAAACGUAGUAACUCUGCCAUUAGUUAAACGAUUCUCAUCGACUGCCGUUUGUACGUAAAAAGGUAAUGUCCGUGCUCUUUGUUUAAACGUCAUCCGGGUUGAACGGGUGCCAAGCUCCCGUUUUAACGUAGGUGCUUUCCACUGAAGUUACUACUUCCUAAAUCGCUGGUUUGUUUUUAUUUUUUAAAUCCGGUCAGAGCAACUUUAUUUAGUCAACGUACAACCCUGGGUACCACUCGGUUUAACGUUCACGGGUGGCAGGGACACCUUUUCCCGAACUGCAUAGGCCCACCUUGGUUUUAACAGGUAUAGCCUUAGACUGGCCCUCAUUUUGAUAUCUAAAAGUACUUGAAAAUAUUCAAUUUCUCAAUUUUACCUUUCAUUUUGAGAUGUAUACAGCAGACAAAUACAGGACAGGUGGGUAUAGAAAUGUUAAAAUAUCGUAACGGUUGGAAAGCAGGGAGACAAGGCGGUAUCUGGCUGCUCAGCAUUCUGGUUUUCUUUAAGUCUGUAUAUUUAGAAUGAUGGUAAGGCGGUAAAUACAUACAUACAUAUGUAUAUAAUCUAUAAAAUCAUCUUGGAUCAUUCCAGACAUUCUCGUCUUGGUCUUUUAAAGCAAUCCCCGGUUCGUCCUUUCCUCCUCCUCCUUCACCUUUUUGUGUCCUUUCCCUUUCUUCCUCCUCCUCGGAUUUUUCUCUGCGAACGUUUAGUCCCUUUCGUUGGCUGCUUUACUGCGAUCUUCCAGGAGGCUUUUGUUCUUGGGUUUUGCCAGGAACGGCCCAAGGCAACAGAAAGCACAGACCCGGAAACGGUUGGGUUAGUUUUAUUUAUUUAACGGACGAGUCUCUCUGAUCUUUAGGGGUGCGGCUUUUUGUCCUUUUUGGUUCGUGUUUUUUAAUCAUUAACUCUUGCCAUGUUUGGUGGCAUCGUUGGGAAAUGCACAAGAAGACGUUUUGUAAGGUACGGGGAGAGGUACAGCGUUCAAAUAUAUCUUUAAGAUGCCUUUUUUUUUUUUUACAAGAAAAGAAAACCACAGCAGCGAUUACACAACUGUGUUUCUUGGGUUCUGUUGUAACUCCUGGAGUACAUUCAGCAUUCAUUGAUAGAGCAUACCCUUUGCAUGCAAACAGUCAUAAAAGUAAUCAAGGAAAGAGACCUAUCUGAAACCCUGAAGGAUCAAUGUAAAUAUUACUUUGUGAAGUCGAAGGCUUUCAUGGCCAGCAUCCAUAGUGUUUUGUGGGUUUGGGGGGCUAUCUGGCCAUAUUCUAGAAGAGUUUAUUCCUGACGUUUGAUGCCAGAUGCUGGCGAAACAUCAAGAAUAAACUCUUCUAGAACAUGGUCACAUAGCCCAAAAACCCCACAAAAAUACUAUAUUACUUUGCUAGUUGGAUGCUAGUGGUUAGACUCACAAUAACCCAGCUUACCUGUUCCUGUUUAAAGCAAACAACUCUUUUUGUAGUCUACAAAUAUUUGUCCCAUGACAAAAUUUGAAUGUUUUUAAACGUUGCUUGUCAAAAACCAUUCCGUCGGGUCUUUACUGAGACCACGAGGACUAUGAUCUUGCUUUAUUUUUUAGUGAAGAACCAACGUCUGUUUCGCACGCAGAAGGUCCAACUUCUCUCACCAUGAUCUCCAGGUGGGGCUUCCAAAGACCCUCUUUCCCUGGUUGCCUGGAGAGGUGUUGCUACAGGUAGCUUUCCAUAUAUAAGAAAUGAGCACUGAUACUUUUCCAAAGUAUAUGAUGUGGCUCCUUAUAGAGUUACCCUCUUUCUCACCAUCCCAUUUUGGCGUUUGUGCAAAUCGAUUUAGAUGCAACGCCGUACAGACUCGCAUCCUCAACAUUGUAAUGCAGAGUCGCACCACUGUCUAUUCACUGUGCCUUCUGUUUCAUUGGUUUCUGAGUUUCCCAAUCCCCUUAAAUCCCAUCUAACUAGCUUUCCCUUCUUUUCUCAUAAUGUAGAACCUGAGUGAGCAGUCUGCCGCUGGUUUGCCUUUUAAGCAUUCUUAGAAAAGUUGCUGGGGGGAAAUUUGAGAAUCCCUUCCGCUCCCCAACUUCACUUGAGCAUAUCCCACAGUUUAUCUGUAGGUUGCAAAGCAAACACCCUUCAGUAAAUGUUGUGUUUCUCUCUCACACAAUUCUGUUAUGGAGAAAGGCCUGGACUGGCUAACCAAGGGGCCUUCCAGAUGCGUUGGACUGCAACACCUAUGGUCCCCCAUCCCAACAUGCUGGUGAGGAAGAUAGGGAGGUGCAGUCCACACCGAAAGCAUUUUUGCAACUUGAUUUUGAGGAUCCCAUGUUAAGAGGGAUUUGCCUUGGGAUGCUGGAUGGUUUUCAUGCAGAUGUGCAUUCAAUGGUCUUGUCCAGUGUGUUAUGUGUGUGUGUAUUUUGUGUUCACACCUGCUUGUGUCGCCCGCCUGCCUCCCGUUGUGACACCUCCAUGGCUUGUACCUUUCUGUCGGAUAGCUUAUCAGACUGAUGUUGACUGUUGGAUGUCAUGGCAACAACAGUCGGUAGGCUGUCUGACAUUUUGGUAUCUUUCAUCUUGACUGUUGUCUACCCACCGUCAACCUAAACUGUCCAACGUCCGUCCGCCAGUAUCUUUAAGGAUGUGUUUUAGGAAACGGAUCCCGCUUUUGAUAGUCUUCAGUAUCCCGGGAUGUGUCUCGGGGAGACUGUUUUUCUUUCUUACAAGGCUCUUUCUACAGGUAGGUUUUCAGAGGAGUUGAAAAAGCUUGUGGAUCCAAAAUGGUGGAUGUGGUUGGUUUUCAAAGCAUUUUAUUUUAAAUGAAGAGAACUGGGGGAAGGAACAAAAACUUUGACAGCUCAGAAGCAUGGGAGAAAUGCUAGUUUGUGACUAAACCGACCACAAAGCUUCCUCUGGUUUGCAUCGUCUCCGUUCUCCAUCCCGUGAAUGGAAGAGGAACUCUGUUCAUGGAAUGGGGACUUUCCUCCUCCUUCCUUCCUUUUGCAACCUCAAAGCAACAACUCACCCACCCCUUGAAGAAGCCAGAGUAUUUUACUCUCUCACGACGCAUCCUUUGGAUCCAAACCUUUGUUUUUAAUUUAUCUUAGUUCCAAGGAACUUAAUUUCUCUUUCUCUCUCUCCUCCGUGUUUGUGCAGUCAGUUCUCCAUCCUAGUUGAAUGCAUCACGUCUCCUUUGACCAAGGCAUUGGCCUGGCCUGUGUUGGAUCUCACUAGCCUUUUGCCCCUGAUGCUUUCUUAAAUUGUCACUUGUGUGUUGAGGAUUGUUGUACGUUGAUGGUUGUUGGGCACGUUGCCACUCACCCUAGUAUAGUGAACCCAGAUUUACUAAGGUGGAUUGACCCUGCUGGCCCUAGCAUCAUGUUUGGGUACAGAGUUAACGUUGUGUCGCAAAAUUUAUACUAACCGUGCCUAUUUGUUUGUGGUUCUGAAAUCUCCCACGGUGGUUGUUUUUGACACGUUUGACCUGUUUCGUUCAUUUCUGUGGCUGAAAACCAGACCUUUCUUCUCUGUUAUCAUUCAAUAAAAGGACACUGAGUGACAUCUAUAAAGUCUUGGGGUUCGUGGUACCUUUGCAAACUGGAUCUACAUGUUGUGAUGCUGGAAUAUUUCUCAUGUUUGACAAAUAAUGGGACGAUGAGAGAAAUUUGGGGGGGUCGGGGGGAGAAGUAACCAAACAAGAAGGAGGCAUUGAUGCCCAUUCUGCUACACACAUGGAGUCUCACUUUGCUUUUCGAUUUUGAAAGCACCCUUGGUGACCAGGAAAGCCAUAGCAAUGCAUUGCUGGCUAAAGAAUUAACAAUGCUCUUUGGGAAGAUGAUGUUGGACUCUAACUCCCUUCAACCCCCAGCCAGCAGGGACUGAGGCGAUGGGAAAUGUAGUCCGCCAACACCCAAAGGGCCACACAUUCCCAUCCUCAUGUCCAAACACUACAUCUCAAAUGUAGCAAAUGCGGGGAUGUGGAAAUGCAGUGUUUUCUCAUGGCAUGUUUUCUCAACCAGCCAAGUAACACUGGCUUGCCUUUUUAAAAAAUGCGGUGUCCCCAGCCCCAUAUUCCAUGCUCUAUUUAUUAACUUUCCUUACACCGGGUUUAUCACACCCAGAUUGCCUUUGCUGAUGCCAGUCGCAUAAGAAGCAUGCAUUUUAGGGUACAUGUUUUUUAAAAGCGAAACCAUUGUGCGCAUUAUGAAACAUUUUUCGUGGGCACUGUAAGGUCUUUUCGGACCUUCCUUCCGAUCUCCGGUCAUCGGUCUAGGACAGGAUUGGCCUCUAAGAGGUAUGCAAUUUGGAAUACCUUUAGUCAGCAGGAUGAUGGGAGCUGUAGUGCAGUGAUGUCUGGAAGGCCACAAGUUGCCCAUUCAUGGUCUAGGAGAAGGCAACCGAACCUUGGCAUCCACUCUGGUGAAUGGUUUAGGAUGGAUCUAAGAAAAGGAGAAUGUUACAUAGCUCAAAAAUGAAGGCUUCCUUAGUAGUAGUAGUAGUAGUAGUAGUAGUAAUAGUAAAUUUAUUAGGACAAGCUUCUGUUCUUCAUCCCCACCAUUCUGCAGUGCAUCAUUUAAUAGGUGCCCCAGACAUUUGUCUUCGAUUUGUUAAAAUCUGGACUAUUAAAGGAUUCAGCAACUCUUUAACAGAAUAAUCCAUCUAUCAGUCUUCUGUAAGGAUGUGUGUGAAUACAUUGUGUGUGUGUGUGUAGGUAAAUUAUUUUGCUAGAUUGAUUGUAGUAUUGUUUUGUUUGAUGCCGACUCUUGAGAUCUGGUUUCACGUGCCUCUUUCGGGUCAAACGCAAAGAUGAAAUCGGAGGAGAGGGAAUGUUUCUGUGUUGAGGUACAACGGGGUGAAAAUGUAAAAGAGAUUCCAAUGUUUUUAUUUUCUAAUGCAAAUACAUGCCUUGAUGUUCGGUCAAGUAAUAAAGGAAUACAAAUUGCA
Molecule: messenger RNA, 6726 nt
Organism: Sceloporus undulatus (fence lizard)
Lineage: Eukaryota; Metazoa; Chordata; Lepidosauria; Squamata; Phrynosomatidae
Gene: VMP1
Product: vacuole membrane protein 1
Exons: 12
Coding region: 434-1651 (405 amino acids)
Biological process (GO): Golgi organization; autophagy
Cellular component (GO): membrane; endoplasmic reticulum; endomembrane system
Source: RefSeq, a predicted model, not a curated record